GCUCAGUGGAAUCACACCAUGAAUCAUUUGAUUAGCUCUCACUAAGUGAGCUAUCAACUGUUGAGCCAACCUUGCAGUGUUUCCACUUAUAAGUUGACGCAACUUCCAGCUUAAAAAACAAGUUUGGGUGCCGAUUAAGAGUAAGAAAAAUGAAGAAUGCAGAGAUAAUAUUUGUUCCUGCCCCGGGAAGAGGACACCUAAUCUACAUGGUUGAGUUAGCUAAGUUAUUCAUCCAGAGAAAUGAAUCUGUUUCUGUUACAAUUUUCAUCAUCAAGUUCCCUUUUGACACAGGCGUUAGUUCAUAUAUGAAAUCGCUUUCAAACCACCCUAUGCCGAGAUUUACCAUUCUAGAAAUUCCGCCAAGCUAUUCAGAGUUAUACAAAUCUCAUAAUUUCCACACAUUGUUCUCAGCUUUUAUUGAAGGCCAUGUGACAAAUGUGAGGGAUCAAGUUAUGGCGAUGAGGCAACCUGAUUACCCUACUCGAGUAGCUGGAUUGGUAGUAGACAUAUUUUGUGUUUCGAUGAUUGAUGUGGCUAAAGAAUUAAGCGUUCCCACGUAUGUUUACUCGGCCUCAGGGGCUGGUUUUCUAAGCAUUGUUUUACAUCUCCAAGCCAUGACGGAUUUUCAAGAGGAAGAUAUUAGUGAGUAUGAGAAUUCGGAUGCUCAAUUAUCAGUUCCUUAUUUCAGAAACCAGGUUCCUGCUAAGGUCUUGCCAGCUAUAUGUCUGGACAAGGCAGGAUCUCAACUGAUGUUACUGUGUGCACGCAAGUUCAGAGAGACUAAAGGGCUAAUUAUUAAUACAUUCGCGGAGCUGGAGACGUAUGCUGUUGAGUCACUGAUGACAGAUAAUAAGAUCCCUCCUGUUUAUGCUGUGGGACCAAACCUAGAUAUCAGUGCUGGAGAUGAAGAUUGCGAUGAAGUUGCAGAUAUUCUGAAAUGGUUGGAUGAAAAGCCUCUCUCAUCAGUUGUGUUCUUGUGCUUUGGGAGCUUUGGAAGUUUUCCUCAAGAUCAGUUGAAGGAGAUUGCACUUGCUCUGGAGCACAGCGGACACCCCUUCUUGUGGUCGCUACGUCCUGUUUCAACAGAAAGCCACCUUAAAAAGUACACAGAUUUGGAUGAAAUUCUCCCUCCUGGAUUCUUGGAAAGAACAUCAGGAACUGGAAAGAUUAUCGGAUGGGCCCCACAAGUUGCUGUGCUGUCACACCCUGCAGUAGGAGGCUUCGUCUCCCACUGCGGUUGGAACUCUAUACUGGAGAGUGUGUGGUUUGGAGUGCCCAUGGCAACGUGGCCAUUGUACGCGGAGCAGCAACUGAAUGCUUUUGAAAUGGUGAAUGAGUUGGGAAUGGCAGUGGAUAUUUGCAUAGACUAUGAACAUCAUGUAUUUUAUAAAGGUGAGGUCAAGAUUAUCGAUUCUAAGAUUGUUGAGUCAAAGAUAAGGGAGGUAAUGGAGGAUGGAAGUGAUAUAAGGAAGAAAGUGACUGAGAUUAAGGGGAAGAGCAGGAAUGCUAUGGCAGAGAAUGGAUCGUCAUGCAUUAAUUUGGGGCGGCUAAUUGAGGACAUCAUAGCAUCAUAAAAUUAGUCGUGUCUAGCUGCCAAAUUUCUUUCUUGCUUAUAAGUGUAUGUUUACCAAGUUUAUAAGUUCAGAAACAGUCCUGUCAAUAACAUAUCAAUACUCUAGAAUCAAA
Molecule: messenger RNA, 1686 nt
Organism: Daucus carota subsp. sativus
Lineage: Eukaryota; Viridiplantae; Streptophyta; Magnoliopsida; Apiales; Apiaceae
Product: UDP-glycosyltransferase 101
Exons: 2
Coding region: 150-1574 (474 amino acids)
Molecular function (GO): UDP-glycosyltransferase activity
Source: RefSeq, a predicted model, not a curated record